AUGGUCGGAUACCUUAUGAUGUUCUUUAUAACGAUCCCAUUGUUUUAUCCUCUACAAAUCACGAGCGUCUACGAGUACCUUCAGAUGCGACACGAGUCCCAGAGAGUCCGACAGAUGUUCAUGUGGUUGGGUAACGUCGUAAGUCUUCUGUACGCGGGAAUCGUCACUUUCGGCGCCGCAAUCGGUAUGGAAGGGGUGACCGGCAUAUCCGCGUGGAUAUAUGUCGUAGUGUUGACGUCGAUAGCGGUGGUGUACACGUCAAUAGGCGGUAUUAAAGCGGUUGUGGUAACUGACGUAGUCCAAGGUGUAAUCAUGAUAGCUAUGAUAUUUGCCGUACUAAUUUACGGCUGUAUUCGUGUUGGAGGUCUUUCAACAGUGAUUGAGAUCAACUGGCCUAAGGGUAGAUUACGGGUAUUCGACUUCGAUCCUAACCCGUUAAAGCGCCACACAUUCUGGACACUUGUAAUAGGCGACGGAUGGAUGUGCGCUGCCAUCAUCUUUAGUCCUCCCUUGGUACAGCGUCUGAACUCUGUCCGCUCUAUAGGGGAUGCAAGAAAGGUAGCAGCAAUGUCGAUCCCAGCUUUUGUGAUAGUACAGAUUCUUAUCAUGUGCGAAGGUCUAGUGGCAUAUGCAUACUUUUCACAGAAAGGUUGCGAUCCUAUUGCGUCGAAACAAAUAUCCAACCCGAACCAAAUUAUACCGUAUCUUGUGACAGACUUAUUUUUGGACGUUCCCGGUAUAUCUGGACUGUACCUGGCUGCGCUGUGCAGUGCGUCACUGAGCUCCAUCUCUUCCCAGCUCGGCUCUAUUUCAGCAGUCACUUCCGAGGACUUCAUCAGGCCGCGGUUAAAAGUAGCCUCCGAAAAGAAGCUAACGCAAUUUUCAAAAUUAAUUGUCGUCUUGGCCGGAGUGGUCUGCAUUGGUAUCGCCAUACUUAUCAGCAAGGUGAAAGGUCCGAUGGGGCAGAUUACCGGCAGCAUACUUGGAGCGGUACAAGGGCCAAUGACUUGCGUGUUCCUCUUGUCAAUAUUCGUUAGGUGCACCACUCGGAAGGGUAUCUACACUAGCAUCGUAGUUGGAGUGUGCUUUGACCUUUACACUCGUGGAAGGUAA
Messenger RNA from Dreissena polymorpha, 1113 nucleotides. Its product is annotated as sodium-coupled monocarboxylate transporter 1-like. The coding region runs from base 1 to 1113 and encodes 370 amino acids. Gene Ontology annotation, biological process: transmembrane transport; sodium ion transport. The record is from RefSeq and is a predicted model, not a curated record. Lineage: Eukaryota; Metazoa; Mollusca; Bivalvia; Myida; Dreissenidae. The transcript is spliced from 2 exons. Gene Ontology annotation, molecular function: symporter activity. Gene Ontology annotation, cellular component: membrane.